Messenger RNA from Verruconis gallopava, 2527 nucleotides. RefSeq lists its product as uncharacterized. Bases 278 to 2314 code for a protein of 678 amino acids. Gene Ontology annotation, biological process: protein polyubiquitination. Gene Ontology annotation, molecular function: metal ion binding; ubiquitin protein ligase activity. NCBI's taxonomy places the organism in Eukaryota, Fungi, Ascomycota, Dothideomycetes, Venturiales, Sympoventuriaceae. The record is from RefSeq and is a predicted model, not a curated record. The transcript is spliced from 4 exons.
CGCUGUGCCUCUUUAUCUUUGCUCGUCUCUCCCGCCCGCCGUCCGCUUCCUCGCUCGACCUCUUCGCCUCCAUCACGCGCGCAGCUCCCGUCGCUUCACCCGCGCCAUCGCAUCUCUUCUGGUUGCGCACGGUGCUCGUGCUGCUGCCCGUGCUCGUGCCGGCCGCUCGACGAAGAAACUAGGCCUGAACCUCUGAUACCCCACACCACGACUGAGCUUCGCAACGACAUUGCCGUACUGCUGCCCGCGCACCGCACCUCGGACCAAGCACUCCACCAUGAACCCGCAACCCCAGCCCUUCGUGGGCCAGGGACGCGUUGCAACCUCCCGCCCGCCCAAUGCCUCCAGGCUAUCUGGCGAGUUCAGGUCGCCGCUCAAUGGCCACGCUGCCUCAAAUCCCGCCGCCGUCGCCGCCGCUGCGGCGUCCACGAAUGGCCACGCGCCCCUCGCCGUCCCCCCGCCGCGGGCGCCGUCCAUGCCGAACGGCAACCACCCGCCGGGCUUCGUCGGCGCCCGGAGCCCUCCCCAGCAGAAGAACACAUCGCACGUGCCGUGCAAGUUCUUCCGCCAGGGCGCCUGCCAGGCCGGUUCUGCGUGUCCCUUCCUCCACGGCGAAACGCCCCAGCCGUGCAAGUACUUCCAAAAGGGCAACUGCAAGUUCGGCCUCAAAUGUGCAAACGACCACAUAACGCAAGACGGACGGCGGGUCAACAAGCCGGGUGGAUAUGUCAUGGGCCCUGUUGGGCCUCUGCACCUGGGUGGUCGGGUCAUGCCGCCGCCGACCGGACCAGCGCCUGCGAACUCGCUGCUCACCAUGCAUCAGGACCAAUUCGCCCAGCCCCAGCCCAUACCGGGCGCCUCCUCUGCACUGGACUAUAUGAACAGAGACAUGUGGCGCACCGAUGGCGGCUCCGGAAAUCCCGUUCUUGACUCCAACUUCAGCUCGUUGCCCAAGUCCAAUUACGGUUCUCCCACCCUGGACUCAAACCUGUUGAUGUCGCCCUCGCUACGAGGGAUCGGCACUACCGCUGCGAACGCUCAGCUGCCCGCCUCUUUCGACAGCCAGGGCAUAUCUAAAUAUGCCCGCGACGGGCCAUUUGCAGCCUCCGUGCCCUCUCGCUUCGGGCUUGACUCCUCUCCACCAUCUCGACCGUUCGAGUCAACUGCCCUGCGCAACCUGCACAAUUCCGCCUUCGGCGACGAUCCUGUACCUGCCGUGUCGACUACCAAUCUGUCCAAUGGGCGGAGCCUGUUCACCAGCGGCGCUACAGGCAGCCUUCUGCCCUCGUCGCCACCUGCUGACGAGCUCUUGGGCCGUCGCAUCUUACAUUCCGAACGCUAUUCACGCAACAGUAGCACGCGCAUGCUGUCCGCCAGCGUAGGCGCUCGCCCGCCCAUUGACGAGUGGGACGACACGUUUGCGCUCGAAGAGGAGAUGGUGCCUAACAGCCUACAUGACCUGCUUACUCCCGCCGAGAAGGCCCGCCGCUUCUCGCGCUCUGCCGACGACGAACUAAGGCCCGCCCUAUCCGGGCUAGGCACGCCCGCCGAGGCCACCUCGAAGGUUGGAUCACCCUCUACGGCGUCGCCCAGCCGCUUUGGCGCCUUCUUUGCCGGUCGCAACAAGGAAAGCACAAUGGCUUCCGCAGUCGGCGAUGCCAGCCCAUUUGGUCCCGUUGGCUCGCCGCUCAAGAACUCAACGCUGAACCAGGGCGCAUCGCCGAGCCUACGCGCGACAGCCAAUGCGCGUCCUCUCUCCGGCGAUCUCGGCAGUUCAAUCGCGAGUCCACCGCGCCAGGCCAGCAUGAGCAUGAUCUCACAGCAGCUUCAGCGCACCCGGCUCUCGGACCGGGUUGCCGAGUCGCAGGCCCAGGGCGCUCUCCAACAGCAGCAGCUGGUCGGCUCGCCGUCCGCUCUGCCUCAGCUGCAGCAUCCUGGCAUCACACGCGUGGCCUCUGGCUCCUCGUCUUCGAUCUCUAUGCCACCUUCCUCCGGUGCACCUGCGCCGCCUCCCGUCGGCCGCCUCGAUCGUGCUGUGUCUGGCAGCAGCAACGUCGGCCGAGAGAAGAUUGACGAGGAGCCCGAGGAAUUGUUCAGCAUGGACGAGCUCGGCAAGACGGACGACAACGCUGUCGGUGGUGGCUCCUCUUCGGCGACUGGCGGUGCACUCAAACGCAACUCGGGCGGCGCCUGGGCGCAAGGCAAUCCGUUUGCACUCGGCAAAGCGAGCCCCAGGCUGGGACCCAUUGGCGGCCAGAGGACCGCUGCCAAGCCAAUACCCCGUAAGACGACGGGGGGAUCAGGUGAAGACUAAUUUGUGCUGCCAACAAUAGCCGUGAGUUUUGCAUCUGCAUAAGAGCGUGGAUUACUUAUGUUACCUUUUUUCUCGAGAAGGGACAGCUUAUGCUGUAUCUCUUCGGAUCCAAAUCAUCCGAGUCAAUUUCUUUCCUUGGGCCGGCUAGGUUGCAUCAUUGCAUUUCUCUCAGCGAUUGGCUAUCUGGCGUUUUUUUUUUUUUGGCUCCCUCUU